AUGACUACAAACGACCCUUCGAAGGACAAUAAAGCUGAUUACUUGAGACGCUAUCUCGAACCUGUGGGUAGUAAGAAGAAACGAAAAGCAGUUAACGACAUCACAGUGAAAUACAUCUCUGGCGAUCUCCCUGAAACUUUGGAUGCAUUCUAUAAAACAGAUGCGGAUAGUUUUGAAUUUCCAUCAGACCCAUCGUUCGUAGAACCAUUACCUACAGUGGUUCGACAGGCAACUUUGCUCAAAGAUAAAAAGUCAAAACAAGAAGACAAAUCGAGAAAGGAAGCAGAGUUGGAAGCCAGAUACGAUGUAUGGAAUAAAGGCAUUAAAACUCUAGAAGAAACUUAUAAUAAACUCAAAGAACAGGAAUAUGAAAGCUCAAAACCACUGGCACGAUAUGCUAGUGAUAAAGAUCUUACAGAACAUCUAAAGUCACAAAUACAUUCUGAAGAUCCUAUGGCUCAGUAUUUUGUCCGGAAAUCAGCUAAAAAGAAGCAGAAGAAGAAAAGCCACAAAAAGAAAAAGCACAAACAUUCAUCUCAUUCCGACAUCUCACACUCAUCCCAAUCAGACGAUAGUGAUGACGAUGACGAAGAAGAGGAAGAUUCUCGACCACGUUACAAAGGUCCUGAGCCACCUCCAAAUCGUUAUAAUAUAUGGCCUGGUUUCCGUUGGGAUGGCGUGGAUCGUAGUAAUGGCUUUGAAAAAAAAAUAGUUGAAGAUCAAACUCGCCGACGAGUUGAACGUGAAAUAGCUCAACGCUGGGCAGUGGAAGAUAUGUAA
This is a messenger RNA of Schistosoma rodhaini, 780 nucleotides long. The record is from the annotation of a GenBank genome assembly. Lineage: Eukaryota; Metazoa; Platyhelminthes; Trematoda; Strigeidida; Schistosomatidae.